Messenger RNA from Petromyzon marinus (sea lamprey), 1244 nucleotides. The record is from RefSeq and is a predicted model, not a curated record. Lineage: Eukaryota; Metazoa; Chordata; Hyperoartia; Petromyzontiformes; Petromyzontidae.
GAUGGUGAUGAUGGUUUUAUGAUGAUGAUGAUGGUGGUGAUGGUGAUGAUGAUGAUGCAGGUGGCGUGCGAGACAGACUUUGUUUCGAGGAGCGACGUCUUCCAGCACCUGGUGGAGCUCACCGUUGGCGCUGUCACGGCACAUGGAGACAGCUGUCCACAGUGUCACACGUACACACGGCUGGACCUGAGCGGAGAGGAAAUCCUCCGGCUGAGCAGCCCAAACUCAAAGUCCUCGCUGGGGGAGGUGCUGGCGCUCACCAUUGGCCGUCUGGGCGAGCGUGUGGUCAUCCAGCGCGGCUGCUGGCUGGGCGUCCCCGCCGGAACGCUCAUUGCCAGCUACGUCCACGGCGCCCCACCAACACCACCAACACCACCAACACCACCAACACCACCACCACCAACACCAACACCACCAACACCACCAUCAACACCACCAACAACAUCACCAACACCACCACCACCCCACGCCGGACCGGGCGCCGUCACGCUGCUGGGGAAGUUUGCCGCCCUGGUGGUGCUGCGGCCACAGCCGCUGGAGGUCUCCCGUGGGGGGGUGGAGGAGGCGGUGGAGGCGGUGGAGGCGGUGGAGGCGGUGGAGGCGGUGGAGGAGGUUGGUCGCCGGCUGGCCCAGCACGUGGUGGGCAUGGCACCGCUCAGCCUGGGGGCACGGCGAGCGGCGGCGGUGGUGGAGAGAGAGGGAGGAGGAGGAGGAGGUGGUGGUGGUGGUGGUGGUGAUGGUGAUGGUGGUGCAGAGACCGAGUUGAUGUCCCAGCCCUACCUCCUGGACCCGGCCAUCUCUGUAGAGCAAAAACUUCACAACACCGGAGUGGAGAUCAUCGACUUUGUCCGCUACGAGAGCGGAGAGACUCUCACCUCAUCACAAUCACCGUGAUCACCUCGUCGUCACAAUCACCGUGAUCACCUCGUCGUCACAAUCAGCGUGAUCACCUCGUCAUCACAAUCACCGUGAUCACCUCGUCGUCACAAUCACCGUGAUCACCUCGUCGUCACAAUCACCGUGAUCACCUCGUCGUCACAAUCAGCGUGAUCACCUCGUCAUCACAAUCACCGUGAUCACCUCGUCGUCACAAUCACCGUGAUCACCUCGUCGUCACAAUCACCGUGAUCACCUCGUCGUCACAAUCAGCGUGAUCACCUCGUCAUCACAAUCACCGUGAUCACCUCGUCGUCACAAUCACCGUGAUCACCUCGUCGUCACAAUCACCGUGAUCACCUCGUCAU